AUGGAGGUGUUGGAAAGACAUGUUAUGUAUCCAGACAUCAAUCAGGUGAAUUCCUCGCCAGCUACCAUCGGAUGUGUAGUCAGUCCUCUACCAUUCUACACAAACUACGGCAAGAUCGUCUUUGAUAUCUGGGACACUGCCGGACACGAACAAUACGGAGGUCUCCGUGAUGGAUAUUAUAUCCAAUCCAACUGCGCAAUCAUCAUGUUUGAUGUCACAUCAAGAAUGUCAUACAAACACUGCCCCAACUGGUACUCUGACCUUAGAAGAGUAUGCGAAGACAUACCAAUAGUACUCUGCGGCAACAAGGUCGAUGUGAAAGACCGUCAUGUCAAGCCAUCCAUGAUCACAUUCCACCGCAAGAACGGACUCGCCUACUACGACAUAUCCGCCAAGUCCAACUACAACUUUGAGAAGCCAUUCCUUUACCUCCUGACCAAACUCCUUGGAAAUAGAGACGUUACAUUCGAGAGACCACCCUUGAUCCCACCAGAGGUCCCCUUGGACAUGGUCGAUGUCAAGCGCGCUGACGAGGAACUGAAGAAACUGAUGGAACUGCCCCCUCUCCCCAACAAUGAUGAUGAUGACUUCUAA
Molecule: messenger RNA, 594 nt
Organism: Acytostelium subglobosum LB1
Lineage: Eukaryota; Evosea; Eumycetozoa; Acytosteliales; Acytosteliaceae
Exons: 4
Coding region: 1-594 (197 amino acids)
Biological process (GO): protein import into nucleus; ribosomal subunit export from nucleus
Cellular component (GO): nucleus; cytoplasm
Molecular function (GO): GTPase activity; GTP binding
Source: RefSeq, a predicted model, not a curated record